AUGCCUAGUCACUCGUAUACAUUUCAUAUCACCACAACCUUGUUAGCCGCCGAAUUUACUGGCUCCGCAAUAGCCACCUUCGCUCUGCACUAUAGUGUCUACGUGUCGCUACUACUGGGUCUCAUCCUCCUCAUCGUCACGCUCCCACUAGCCUUGCUGAUACCCUCCGAUGAACGGGCCGUAACCUCCCGCCAGCGCCCUGCCGAUGGGCAUACAGAACAGCACGAAUUGACCACUUGGGCAACAUCCUGCCUGAAGCAACUCAGGAAGCCCAAGGUUCCCUCGCGGCCUGAACUGCGGGUCUCCUGGUUGGUGGCGACAUGCCUCAUCUCCCGCAUCGGACGAUACCCAUUUUCUGUUCUCCUGCCGACUUUGUCUCACCGUUAUCAAGGGACUAUGACCGAGACAGGGGUCUUCCUCUGCCUCAACGCUGGCGUCAGCCUGAUCGGAAUCGCCUUCCUCCUGCAUGGGAUACGACCCUUCUUCUCACGGCAACAAUCCCCGACGCACUCGGCCGAUGCGACCCCUCUCUUUGGCCCCUAUCGGUUUGACCUGUGGACGAUGCGAGGCAGUGCAAUGUGCAUGGCUAUCGGGGCGGUUCUGGUAUCAUCAUCACGUACACUGACGAUGGGAUACGCAGGGGUCGUGCUGUAUGCACUGGGUAUCGGGUUCGGCGGUGGGGUAGGGAGGCUUAUCGCACAAUUGACGGAGUCCGAGGGAGUCUUGCUGCCGAAUAACAUGCUCGAGGCGGUGUUUGAUGCCAUCGCGGCGCCCGCGAUGUCGUAUACCUGCCUCAUUGGGGCACAAUUGGACGAGUCAAUGUCGAUGGUGGGCCAACUGUCAUUUGUUGCCGCGGCGAGUAUCUUUGGCAUGAUUGCUAUCGGGAGUUUUAUCGUCGGUGGGGGAAAAUAG
This is a messenger RNA of Aspergillus saccharolyticus JOP 1030-1, 912 nucleotides long. RefSeq lists its product as uncharacterized. NCBI's taxonomy places the organism in Eukaryota, Fungi, Ascomycota, Eurotiomycetes, Eurotiales, Aspergillaceae. The record is from RefSeq and is a predicted model, not a curated record. Gene Ontology annotation, molecular function: transmembrane transporter activity. Gene Ontology annotation, cellular component: membrane. Gene Ontology annotation, biological process: transmembrane transport. Bases 1 to 912 code for a protein of 303 amino acids. The transcript is spliced from 3 exons.